AUGGAAUUCUUCCUGCUUCUAGGCCAGGCUCCCUUGCGUUUUCUGGCUGCAGCGCGACGGCGAAGUGCGAGCAGAUACUGUGCCCUUUGUAUGAAGGACUCGGACACCGAAGAUCGAAAGGAGGGCAAGAGCGGGAUAAGGGAGCAAGAUCCGGAAGGGCUCGAGAAGCACGGCAACGUGGAUGACGACGCAAAGAGCGGGCACCAGGGUCUUCUUAUAAGACGCAACGAGUGA
Gaeumannomyces tritici R3-111a-1 is the source of this 234-nucleotide messenger RNA. RefSeq lists its product as hypothetical. Lineage: Eukaryota; Fungi; Ascomycota; Sordariomycetes; Magnaporthales; Magnaporthaceae. The transcript has a single exon. The record is from RefSeq and is a predicted model, not a curated record. The coding region runs from base 1 to 234 and encodes 77 amino acids.